This is a messenger RNA of Pediculus humanus corporis (human body louse), 399 nucleotides long. RefSeq names its product fatty acid-binding protein, putative. Gene Ontology annotation, cellular component: cytosol; nucleus. The record is from RefSeq and is a predicted model, not a curated record. Gene Ontology annotation, biological process: fatty acid transport. Bases 1 to 399 code for a protein of 132 amino acids. Gene Ontology annotation, molecular function: fatty acid binding. Lineage: Eukaryota; Metazoa; Arthropoda; Insecta; Psocodea; Pediculidae. The transcript has 3 exons.
AUGGAACAAUUUUUAAAUAUUCAAUAUAAACUUAGCAAAUCUGAAAAUUUCGAUGAAUACAUGAAAGCUUUAGGUGUUGGGUUGGUCACUAGAAAAAUGGGAACUGCAAUGACACCCGUUGUAUCAUUAAGUUUAAAAGAUGGAACCUAUACUUUGACCACGAGUACAACGUUUAAAAAUCAAGUUCCUAACGAGGAAUUCGAAGAAGAAACAUUGGAUGGAAGAAAAGUCAAAUCCAUUGUAAAAUUUGAUGGAAAUAAAAUGAUUCAAACGCAAAAAGACAGCGUUGGAAAAGUUAUUUCUAUAAUCGAAAGAGAAUUUUCAAAAAAUACUAUGACGACGGUUCUUACAGCUGGAGAUGUUGUUUCCACAAGAGUUUACGAAAGAGUAGGCAAUUAA